CAUAUGUGUGUGGCUGAAAGGAAGGUCGGAUUGAUUUUGAGCUUUUAAGGAAUGUGGAGCAAAUAUUGUGGUGGAAAACCGGACCAAGAUGCACUUGAGGAGAGAGGACAUUGGGGCAGCAAAGUGGAAUUUCUUCUGGCUGUUGCUGGAAACAUUGUGGGCCUGGGCAAUGUGUGGAGGUUUCCGUACUUGUGCUACAAAAACGGCGGCGGUGCAUUCCUGGUGCCAUACCUGGUGUUUGCGGUGACGUGCGGUGUACCGCUCUUCCUUUUGGAGACCGUCAUGGGCCAGCAUACCCAAGAGGGCGCCAUCACCUGCUGGAGGAAGCUGUGCCCCCUGGCUGAAGGUAUCGGCUAUGGAGGGCAACUGGCCCAGUUCUACACCUGCAUGACCUACACGAUUAUUACGGCAUCGACUCUUUUCUACCUGGCGUUCUCCUUCAUCUCUCCACUGCCCUGGAGCACCUGCGACAACUACUGGAACACGGAUGCUUGUGUUGACAUUACAACACGCAAUCUCACCAACCACACCAACGGUAGCUCAGCAGCAACGGAGUUCUGGGAGCGUCGACUGUGGAAUAUUUCAUCGGGCAUUGAGGAGAUUGGCAGUAUCAGGUGGGAGAUGCUUUUGUGCUUCCUGGCUGCCUGGGUCGUUUCUUACUUCUGCAUCUGGAAAGGCAUCAAAUCAACUGGAAAGGUGGUGUACUUCACUGCCACAUUCCCUUAUGUGAUGCUCCUCAUCCUUUUGAUCCGUGGACUCACUCUUCCGGGAGCCAGACAAGGAGUGGAGUUCUACCUUCUGCCAGAUCCGUCGCGACUCGCAGACCCUCAAGUGUGGCUUGAUGCCGGCUCCCAGAUCUUCUUCUCGUACAGCCUUGGUGUGGGCACCCUCACUGUACUGGGCAGCUACAACACCAGGAGAAACAAUUGCUACAAGGACUGCUUGUGGCUGUGUUUGCUGAACAGUUUGACCAGUUUGGUAGCCGGCUUUGCUGUCUUCUCAGUCCUGGGAUUCAUGGCUCACAAGCAAGGUGUUCCUAUCUCAGAGGUGGCUGAGUCAGGUCCGGGCUUGGUAUUCGUUGCGUACCCACAGGCGGUGGCCAUGAUGCCGUUGCCUAACCUGUGGUCUAUCUGCUUCUUCGUCAUGCUCAUCCUCCUGGUCCUGGACACACAGUUUGUCGGCAUUGAGGUGGUGAUGACGUCCUUUACAGAUGUAUUUCCCACAGUGAUGCGUCGGGCAGGCAGGCAUGAACGUUUCCUCCUGCUCUUCUGCCUCAUAUGCUUCCUCUUGCAGCUCGACAUGACCACCAUGGGAGGGAUGUACAUCUUCCAGAUUUUCGACUACUAUGCUUGCAAUGGAGCCUGCCUUCUCCUUCUUUGUGUGUUUAAAAGCUUGGCAAUGGGCUGGAUAUUUGGCGCAGAACGGCUGUGCGGCAUCAUAGAGGAGAUGACGGGCGAUCGUCCCAAUCCGUUCUUCAAAAUCUGCUGGCGCUACAUUAGCCCCUUGGUUUCAGUGGGCACUUUUAUAUAUUAUUUAAUUGGGUACGAGCCUCUAACAUUCAAUCGCUCGUACGUAUACCCUACCUGGGCCUAUGUGUUGGGCUGGACAAUGGCUCUGUCCUCCAUCCUGCUGGUGCCGAUCUGGGCGCUGUACAAGCUGUGUACUGCCAAGGGAACCCUCAGUCAGCGUCUCCAUGGCCUGUGCUGGCCCAAGCCACCUGAGGGCUCGCCGGCCCGAAACAGAGAGACCAUGCUGCAACACACUACUGAGGAGGAUAAAGAUUAAGAUUAAGAUAUCCUUUAUUUGUCCCGCAAUGGGGAAAUUUACAGUCAGAGUUCAGAAAGGAAAACACUGGGUAGGGAGAGGGGGAAAAAAAGAAUAAUUUAUCAACAAAAACAAAACAGCACAGAUGAACUGAUCCCAAACUGCCCAACAGAAACUAUGUACAUCAUUCGAAAACCACAAAAUCUCAUGCCAUUGUUUAUAAUAAUGGUUUGCUAAUCUUGUGGUAUAUUAAGAUAUUUUGUGAUGUUUUCUUUAAUCAAUGUAUAUCUCAGUGAAAAACUCUUGAACCUGCUUUGAGAUGAUUGCAUGACUUGGUAACUUGCCUGCUUUGACGACUUCAGAGAUAAACUCUUGAGCCUGCUUUGACGACUUCAUAGUCUGCUUUGCUUGAAUUGUCGAAACUUGAUUGUGAUCAAUGCCACUUGGUUUACACAACAAACAGUGUGGCGUAGGGAGGGAUGAGAAUGGCCACUCGCCACUCCCGAUGCACACACUUUAGAGGAUAAAAGGAGGGGAGCGAUGCUCCUCAGUAGAGUCUGCUGUGGGUACCGUACGGACGCCCAGCGAGUAUCGAAGCUCACUCUGCUGAGGAUGUUGGCUCUCCAUCCUACUGGCAUACGGUAAGAGUAUAUCAUCUUUAGCUUCAUACAACUUGUUUGAACUGUGUUAUCAUUUCUGUGUGGGACCAAUAAAGUGCCUAUUGUUGGUAGCCAGAA
Hippocampus zosterae (dwarf seahorse) is the source of this 2501-nucleotide messenger RNA. RefSeq names its product sodium- and chloride-dependent GABA transporter 3-like. NCBI's taxonomy places the organism in Eukaryota, Metazoa, Chordata, Actinopteri, Syngnathiformes, Syngnathidae. The coding region runs from base 52 to 1785 and encodes 577 amino acids. Gene Ontology annotation, biological process: sodium ion transmembrane transport. The record is from RefSeq and is a predicted model, not a curated record. The transcript has 14 exons. Gene Ontology annotation, cellular component: membrane.